GGGCACCGACGAGGGGCGCAGGGCUCAGGAAGGGCGCGUGCGCGGCGACAGGCCCCGGGGGAGGAGACAGGGCAAGGCCGGGCGCGGCGGCCGGUGGUCCAGGCAUCCAGCCUGGAAGAUGCACAAGAGGAAGGCACCCCCGGCACCCCCGGGCCGAGGCGCCGCCGCCGCCCGCCAGCUGGGCCUGCUGGUUGACCUCUCCCCAGACGGCCUGAUGAUCCCUGAGGAUGGAGUUAAUGACGAGGAACUGGAGGCUGAGUUCUUGGCCUUGGUGGGAGGCCAGCCUCCAGCCCUGGAGAAGCUCAAAGGCAAAGGUCCCCUGCCCAUGGAGGCCAUUGAAAAGAUGGCCAGUCUGUGCAUGCGAGACCCGGACGAGGAGGAGGGCACAGAUGAGGACGACGUGGAGGCCGACGACGACUUACUGGCGGAGCUCAAUGAGGUCCUUGGGGAGGAGCAGCCGGCUCCAGAGGCUCCGGCACCGGCGGCCCAGCCCAAGCCCGCAGCCCCCCGCCUGGGGGUAGAGACCACCUUGCUGGAGAGGCUGGCGCUCUACCAGACCGCAGUGGAAAGCGCCAGGCAGGCUGGAGACAGCGCCAAGAUGCGGCGCUACGACCGCGGCCUUAAGACGCUGGAGAACCUGCUGGCCUCGGUCCGGAAGGGCAACGCCAUCGACGAAGACGACAUCCCUCUGCCCGUGGCCGUGGGCGGGGGCCCUGCCGCCACGCCCCACCCCGCCCCC
This is a messenger RNA of Carlito syrichta (Philippine tarsier), 739 nucleotides long. Its product is annotated as coiled-coil and C2 domain-containing protein 1A. The transcript has 6 exons. Lineage: Eukaryota; Metazoa; Chordata; Mammalia; Primates; Tarsiidae. The annotation marks the transcript as partial. Gene Ontology annotation, cellular component: nucleus. Gene Ontology annotation, molecular function: DNA-binding transcription repressor activity, RNA polymerase II-specific; RNA polymerase II cis-regulatory region sequence-specific DNA binding. The record is from RefSeq and is a predicted model, not a curated record. Gene Ontology annotation, biological process: regulation of transcription by RNA polymerase II.